GCGCCAAAGGAAAGCUCUUCCGAGGUGGGGUCGCCGGGAGGAGGGGGAAGCUCAGGUUACAGAAGAGCCUGGGAGGGGCUCAAAGACGCCCAUCCUGGAAGAGGCCCCAGCACUGACCUCCUUGGGGAUGGAGAUGAGGAGGAUGGAAAGAGUGUCUUCCUCCAGCAUCUUCCUGAAGCUCCCGGAUAAUGAGCUCCCACAUGGCAGGCCUGGGCUUAGACAAGAUGAAGCUGGGCAAUCCCCAGUCCUUCCUGGACCAGGAGGAGGCAGAUGACCAGCAGCUGCUGGAGCCAGAGGCGUGGAGGACCUACACUGAGCGCCGCAAUGCCCUGCGUGAGUUCCUGACUUCGGACCUGAGCCCGCACCUGCUCAAGCGCCACCACGCCCGCAUGCAGCUGCUGCGUAAGUGCUCCUACUACAUCGAGGUCCUGCCCAAGCACCUAGCCCUGGGCGACCAGAACCCGUUGGUGCUGCCCAGCGCCGUGUUCCAGCUCAUCGACCCCUGGAAGUUCCAGCGCAUGAAGAAGGUGGGCACAGCUCAGACCAAGAUCCAGCUCCUGCUGCUCGGGGACCUGCUGGAGCAGCUGGACCAUGGCCGUGCUGAGCUGGACGCCCUGCUCCAGUCGCCAGACCCACGGCCCUUCCUGGCCGACUGGGCGCUGGUGGAGCGGCGGCUGGCGGACGUGUCGGCUGUCAUGGACAGCUUCCUGACCAUGAUGGUGCCGGGACGGCUGCACGUCAAACACCGCCUGGUGUCUGAUGUCAGUGCCGCCAAGAUCCCGCACAUCUGGCUCAUGCUGAGCACCAAGAUGCCCGUCAUGUUUGACAGAAAGGAGUCGGCGGCCCACCAGGACUGGGCCCGGCUGCGUUGGUUCGUCACCAUCCAGCCGGCCGCCUCGGAGCAGUAUGAGCUGCGCUUCAGGCUGCUGGACCCGCGGACGCAGCAGGAGUGCGCCCAGUGUGGCGUCAUCCCCGUGGCUGCCUGCACCUUUGACGUCCGAAACCUGCUGCCCAACCGUUCCUACAAGUUCACCAUCAAGAGGGCCGAGACCUCCACGCUGGUGUACGAGCCCUGGAGGGACAGCCUCACCCUGCAGACCAAGCCGGGGCCCCUGGAGGGGCCCACCCUCAGCCACUCUGUCCGAGAGAUGAUUUUCUAAUAUUUAUCCACUAAUAAAGAGGAGUGUAAAUGCACAUACGGAAUUAAAGACACAAACCUAUUUAUGUUUUAAAGGCAGCAGCCACCAGUGUUUUUCCUGGCUCAAAACAUGCCAAGCCCCAGGCCGGACCUCCCACGACAGCUGAACCUGGAGCAAGAAGUGCCAGCCCCUGAACCUGGGGGCCUCCUCCCAUGACGAGAGCUGCUCCACAGGGCAGUCCCAGCCCCCGCCUCUCCUCGCCACACCCAUCACCAUGACCGAGCUCCCGCCUUCCUUACCCACCUUCCUGGCUUGGGGGCCUCCCUAAGGGGAUGACACUUCUAGGCCGCUGUGCGUCCCACCACCCCAGCCCAGCCUUGAGUGCUCAUUAGCACCCCCGAGGAGGCAGUGAUCUCUGGCUGUGAGCAGCUCAGCUGUGCCCCUCCAUGCCCCGCCCACCGUUUGUUCCUCAAGGGCCGUCCCAGCCCCGAGCUCCCUCUCUCCUCCAAGAUCAGCUGCUUUUGCUAGGCGUCCAGCCUCUGCUUCCCCCCACCGCUCACCUUCAGGACUGCAGCUGCCCCUUCCUCCGAGAAGCCUUCCCUGGCUGCAGGCUGGUGAGGUCCCCAAGUCCCCUUUGCUAGAGGUGCCUUCUCAUCCUCUCUGCAGGCACUUCUCAAGCUAUUGCAAACUACUGUCUAUUUCAUGACGGCCCAAGAAUAGAUGUGGUCUUCAAGGCAGGGC
Molecule: messenger RNA, 1880 nt
Organism: Cercocebus atys (sooty mangabey)
Lineage: Eukaryota; Metazoa; Chordata; Mammalia; Primates; Cercopithecidae
Gene: FNDC11
Product: chromosome unknown open reading frame, human C20orf195
Exons: 2
Coding region: 189-1160 (323 amino acids)
Molecular function (GO): protein binding
Source: RefSeq, a predicted model, not a curated record